Messenger RNA from Nannospalax galili (Upper Galilee mountains blind mole rat), 6302 nucleotides. Its product is annotated as ataxin-7. The record is from RefSeq and is a predicted model, not a curated record. Lineage: Eukaryota; Metazoa; Chordata; Mammalia; Rodentia; Spalacidae. The transcript is spliced from 10 exons. Bases 1 to 2409 code for a protein of 802 amino acids.
AUGAUAGCCAUUCUGACUGGAGUGAAAUUAAACCUGAAAGCGGUUUUAAUGUACAUUUCCCUGGUGGCCAAAGAAAGAAGACAUAGCUCAUCUAGCAAGCCUUCUUUGGCCGUUCCUCCCAGCUCAGUAUUUUCCUUCUUCCCUUCUCUGUCCAAAAGCAAAGGCGGCAGUGCAAGUGGAAGCAGCCGGUCUUCCAGUGGAGGGGUCCUUUGUGCACCCUCAUCAAGUUCCAAGUUACUGAAAUUGCCCAAAGAGAAACUGCAGCUCAGGGGGACCAUCAGGCCCAUGCAUCCCAUUCAGCAGACUAAAGUCCCCCAUGCUAGAGUCAGCAUGACGCCCUCUGUGAAGGUGGAAAAGAUGCAUACGAAGUUGGAUGGCACACUACUGAAAUCUACAGUGGGGCCAACCUGUCCUGCUACUGUGAGUUCCUCAGUCAAGUCUGGCCUUAACUGCCCCUCAAUACCAAAGCCAACCUUGCCUUCACCUGGUCAGAUUCUGAAUGGCAAAGGGCUCCCUACCCUGCCCACUCUGGAAAAGAAAUCUGAAGACAGUUCUAAUAACAGGAAGUUUUUAAAUAAGAGAUUAUCAGAAAGAGAGUUUGAUCCUGACAUCCACUGUGGGGUCAUUGAUAUGGACACCAAGAAGCCCUGCACCCGGUCUUUGACAUGCAAGACACAUUCCUUAACCCAACGGAGGGCUGUUCAGGGUAGAAGAAAACGAUUUGAUGUGUUAUUAGCCGAGCACAAAAACAAAGCCAGGGAAAAGGAAUUGAUUCGCCAUCCAGACUCUCAGCAACCAUCGCAGCCUCUCAGGGACCCGCAUCCCACCCCUCCUAGAACGUCGCAGGAGCCACACCAAAAUUCUCAUGGAGUGAUUCCUUCAGAAUCAAAGCCUUUUGUAGCUAGUAAACCUAAACCUCAUACCCCUAGUCUUCCAAGGCCUCCAGGCUGCCCUGCUCAGCAAGGGGGGAGUACACCCAUUGAUCCUCCUCCUGGCCAUGAGUCUCCACAUCCUCCCCUGCCUGCCACUGAGCCAGCUUCUCGGUUAUCCAGUGAGGAGGGUGAAGGUGAUGACAAAGAAGAGUCUGUUGAAAAACUGGACUGUCACUAUUCAGGUCAUCAUCCUCAGCCAGCUUCUUUUUGCACAUUUGGGAGCCGGCAGAUUGGAAGAGGUUAUUACGUGUUUGACUCCAGGUGGAACCGGCUUCGCUGCGCCCUCAACCUCAUGGUGGAGAAGCAUUUGAACGCGCAGCUGUGGAAGAAAAUCCCACCAGUGCCCUGUACCACAUCACCUGUCUCUGCACGUGUUCCUCACCGGACAAACUCUGUGCCGACAUCACAGGGUGGGAUCAGCUAUUUUGCAGCAGCCACUGUCUCUACAUCCCCAGUUCUGCUGUCACCUACCUGCAUCUCCCCAAAUGGCAAAUCGGUACCAGCUCAUGGAACCACACUAAAUGCACAACCUGCUGUUUCUGGGGCGAUGGAUCCUGUGUGCAGUAUGCAAUCCAGACAAAUAUCCUCUUCCUCCUCAUCCCCCUCCACACCCUCUGGCCUCUCUUCAGUCCCUUCCUCCCCUAUGUCCAGAAAACCUCAGAAGUUGAAAUCUAGCAAGUCUUUAAGGCCCAAGGAGUCUUCUGGUAACAGCACUAACUGUCAUGCCAGUAGCAGUGCCAGUGGCGGCUCAGGAAAGAAACGCAAAAACAGUUCCCCACUGUUAGUUCAUCCUUCCUCCUCUUCAUCGUCAUCCUCUUCUUCUCAUUCCGUGGACUCUUUUAGAAAAAACUGUAUGGCUCACUUGGGGACUCCAUUCCUGUCAACAGCAGCAUCUUCUCACAGCAUUGGCCUCAACUGUGUGACAAAUAAAGCACACUCUGUGAGCCUCAGGCACGAGCAAACAGGGAGGGGUCCCCCUGGCGGGAGCCCUGCAGAGUCCAUCAAGAGGAUGAGUGUGAUGGUGAACAGCAGCGACUCUACUCUUUCUCUUGGCCCGUUUAUUCAUCAGUCUAGUGAACUGCCUGUCAAUUCCCAGGGCAGUUUUUCACACUCACACACUCCUCUAGACAAACUCAUAGGAAAGAAAAGAAAGUGCUCACCGGGCUCUAGCAACAUCAACAACAACAGCAGCAAGCCCACAAAGGUUGCCAAACUGCCAGCCAUGAACAAUGUCCAUACGAAACACACCGGCACCAUCCCAGGGGCACAAGGACUGACGAACAAUUCCCUCCUUCAUCAGGAUAUCUCCUCACCUUGCUUACGAACAGGAAUUUCAGCAGCAGCACCCCAGAGCCCUGACUUAAAAACCAAAGGCACGUCCCUGACAGCUGACAGUACCACUGGAAGGAGUAAUCCAGACACUUUCGAGGACAAGUUACACCUCCACUCAGCACUCUGGACUCCACGAUGCCUUUGAGUCUCUUUUCCCAAACUCCUGUGGGCCUCCAGGGUAACCUGUGGCUGUUUUAUGAGGAUUUUUCCGAAGCUGUGUCUGUAGCAGUGAGUACUCAUAAAGGACACUGGAUCAAGUUCAGCCACCGGAUUGCUUUUAUCAGUGUUAAAGUGGUCUGGACUGCUUGCUACCAAUCUGUGAGAAAUCUGUUUGUGUGUGUUUGUUAACUUGCAGCAUAUCAUGGAGCCACUCUUCAAGUAGACUGGCUGGGCAGAAGAAUGUUUUGGAAAGAGCAUUACUGUAAACUGCCCCUCCCCGCCUUCCCCCCCAGAUCUUUUUUCAGUUUUGGUUUUGUUUUAACACACCAUCUUCUGUAGCUCACUCUCCAGCAGGUAGGCACCUUAACUGGAGACUGGAGGCCUUGCAAAGGGUAGCAAAUCGCAUCCUGAGUAGCCUCCUAGGGAAGAAAAUUGGCUUUAGGGUUUUCUAGCAGUGGAGUAGAGUAUACGGGUGUUGGUCAGUGUCUCGUGACACAGUAGCCCAGCCUUUUGCAAUUGAUUUAGGAUAAGAAGCAUGUUAUAACCUUCAAACUUUGGAACUGGUUUGAAGACAUUGAUGGCCGAAUGGAAAGUGUAAACUAUAUUGAAAGUUUACUUUUCAUGGUACAAAAGCAAUUCUUUGUGAUAAAGAGAGAAGAAAGAAAAACAGACAAAAAAACUAGUUUUGAUAAUGAAAAGCCAAUUGAGGCAGUGGGUUAGGGGAGGUUAAAAAAAAAAAAAAGUAGGGCAAAACUUGAAAAAUUUCCAAAGAGAUGGACUUUUUUGUUAAAGUUUUCAUGUUAAACAGUGUGUCAGAUUGGGCUGUUGUCUUACUCGGUCUGCUUUUUAAGAACUGCCUUUCUGGACACCCUUAAAUGCCCCCCAGGCAUUACUCCUAUUCUCCUCUUCGGACACUGCUUUAGUACAAGUGUACAUUUCUGCUCCCAGUGCUCCUGGCACUGUGUGUGUGUCACACUUCCCUUCAGGCCACUACACGGUUAUUUGGAUGCAUGCAGGCUCAAGAGCAGACCACAAGGAAGAGCAGUAGGAGAGCCUUGUGUGUGUGCCGUGAGCAGGCUUCCUGAGGUAACAGUGUUUACUCGUACACACCCUCCUUUCUUGGGGUCAAUGGAGGCCAUCUUCCCUCCUGACACUUGGAGCCCUCCCAAGAUUUCUUUUUCAGUACCCCACUCAGAACAUUCAAUCUGUAGAACAGCAUUGCUUGAGAAGGCGUCUAUCAGUGAGUUUGGGAUGGUCUGGAGCCACCGCCACAGCUCCUGAACAGAGAGCCAGGCCCUCUGGCUUAGAGGAGAGCACAAUGGAGUGGUAGAAUUCCCAAAGCUCUGGACAGUGCCUUGGCAGAGCCAGCCAGGGAUCCUUUUCCCCUACAGUUCUUAGGUUACAAACUUCCAUUUCAGGGAAUUUCAAGUCAACAACAGGUAGAAUGAAUUAUAUACUUGGUUACUAGCCUAAUAAUGUGAAUUGCUACAGACUUACUCUUAUUAUGUAAGAAAACAAAGACUUUAUGCUGAUACUUUAGCUAUAAAUUGAUGUAAAAUAACGAUUUUUUUUUUUUAGGGAAAGGAGAACAGAAUCUUAUUCACUUAUUAUGCAAUCAGUCAGUAAAUGUUUUUAAGAUGAUGCUAGAGGAGAGCUCUAAGGAGAGAGCGUGAACGGGCCAGUGUGGAAGGUUAGGAGAGUCAGUCCGCUUCCAUCCCAGUGGUAGGGAGAGGAGGAGAUACAAGGGAAUCAGAACUUACCUAGUGAUUCCUUGCUGACAAGUGCAAUGGGGUGUGGGUAGAAUUUAUUUUCAGAGCCAGGGGGACUUGAUGGUUAUAAAUUAAGUUGCUUUUAGUGAUGGAAUUUAUAGACAGGUCAUGUUGUUCUGAAAGAUGUGAAUAGGAUCCACAAUAGCAAGUUUAUUCAGAAUAAUGUAGAUACUUAGAUUAGUGAGUGUUGAUCAUUUGAUUUCUUAGACUGGGGUUUUAAUUGAAUUUCAUUAUGUCUCCCGGUAAUAUACAGAGCCUCGGGAUUAGGAAAUUAGCCAUUUUGGAUUCUGCCUGCCACAAACAGACUUAUUCUAAACAGUGCUAUUAAAUUUUAGACUGUUCAAAUAUUUUAUUUUCUCUGACAGCUACUUUUUAUGAUAAUGAACAAUUAAGACCAUUUAAACUACGGGAGUACAAAUAUUUUUUUUAAUUAAAUUAACUUGAAAAACCAAAUUUGCAGUGGUUAGGUUGUUUCUAGACAGACUUUGGUAUCAAUUUAAAACCAAGAUAAUUUUUAUAUUCUUUCCAAUAGAAUUCAUGACAACUUCUGCGGUUUUCUUAACCUACAAAAAAGUGCUGCAAUGAUGAACAAAGAAUUAUACAAAACCUACUUUUGUAUCUUUAUUUUGGGAUUUCUUGUUCUAUUAUAAAUAUGGAAGUAUCCCUAUUUCAGAAGACAUAUUUUGUUAAAAAUGAAUUGUACAUAUUUAAAUACGUAUUUUUGCACAGGUCUUUUUUUCUGAUACCCUGUUUUGGUACAAUUGAGAUCAUCUAGUAUUUAUUUAUUAAUUAAUAAAAAUAAAUACCUUUUUAUAAUUUGAAGUGGUUCACUGCCAAGCCAAUAGUUCUAGAACCCACCUCCUUUCCAGUUGAAGGGAUGCCUCUGUUCUGUGAAGUCUGUGUCCCUUAGUGUCUCGGAGUGACUCGUGCAGAUGAAGUGGGCGUUGCUUCUCUCGGUUGCCUGAUUUCCGGAUAAACUACAUGUAACUAAGUGACACACUGCUUUUCUUUUAUUAGUUUUAUGUGCGAGUGUGUGUGUGUGUGUGUGUGUGUGUGUGCGCGCACGCGGGUGCGUGUGCCUGUGUGUACACUCUGGGUACACGUGUUAUUAGUAUGUGAUAUGGUUUAAAGUUAAUGGGAAUAAAAACUGAAAGUGCCUGAACCUAGUUCUAAGCUUAGACAGAUUCUCUUUACAAAGACUUGAAUGUUCAGUUUAACUUCUGGAGUUUGCUUUUUCCACCUAAAUAUUAUUUCUAAAAUUUUAGGGGAGGAGUUACCAAGGCUGGUAAUUUUUAUAAGGUAUUUUAAAAUUAAAACCUUUUUGUUCACAGUAAUUCAACUAGUGAUGGAUUGCCCAGUGGCACCAAGGGUUACAAAUCUUUGUCAGCCAGCAACCUACAGGAUGUGUCCGUUUUGUUAUUCAUGAAAUACAGAGUUUAAGAUAGAAUAUUUAAAAUAUUUUGUAUUCCAAGAAAAUAAUACAAAGAAGUACCUCUGAGAACAUUGAAAAAAAUGUAUAAUUUGAAAAAAAUGUAACAUACAGGCAGCUGUCUUCCUGUAAGAGUUCUGUUGCCAAGGAAUUUCUUAAUUUCUCUCAUUCUGUCCUGGGGGUGGGGGGAUGGGCUUUGAAAGAUGAUUGUUAAAAAGUUUCAUUGUUUAGAAGAACAUAAUCCUUUUUAAAUUUUGUGUAAGACAUUUUACCUUUGCAGAUCCUUUAAGUGAGCACUGCAUCCUGUCAGUGUGACUGUAGGGCCUUGAAAGAAUUGUGACUUUUUUUGAGCUUGGUUAUAAAAGCAAUCUCCUGUGUUAAGACGUGUGAAUAGUUUGAUAAAUAUGUACACAUCAUCAAGAGCAUCUCAGCUGGACUUUGUGGGCUGCUGUACAGAACAUGAACAAAUGUCAAGGGAUAGAAAAUUACUUUGGAUAUUUAAAAGAGAAGAAAUAUAUAGUCUAUUUGUUUUGUAACAAGUUUCUGUAAAUAAAAUAAUUUAUACUAUUUAUAAGAAAAAGUUGUGCUUUGCUUUAUGAGAAAUUAGUUUGUGGAACAAACAUGUUACUAAAUGGGCAAUAAAAUUAGGAUUUCUCAAUAAAUAAGGUUGGUUGCAUAAAC